Molecule: messenger RNA, 4612 nt
Organism: Nyctereutes procyonoides (raccoon dog)
Lineage: Eukaryota; Metazoa; Chordata; Mammalia; Carnivora; Canidae
Gene: VAV2
Product: vav guanine nucleotide exchange factor 2
Exons: 28
Coding region: 76-2682 (868 amino acids)
Biological process (GO): regulation of GTPase activity; intracellular signal transduction; cell migration
Cellular component (GO): cytoplasm
Molecular function (GO): guanyl-nucleotide exchange factor activity; protein binding
Source: RefSeq, a predicted model, not a curated record
GGACCCCGCGCGCGCGCGGGCGGGAUGCCCCGCGGCCGCCGCGCUCCGGCCCGCGCGCUGCGCUGAGCGGGCGCCAUGGAGCAGUGGCGGCAGUGCGGCCGCUGGCUGGUGGACUGCAAGGUCCUGCCGCCCACCCACCGGGUGGUGUGGCCCUCGGCGGUGGUCUUCGACCUGGCGCAGGCGCUGCGCGACGGCGUCCUCCUGUGCCAGCUGCUGCACAACCUCUCCCCCGGCUCCAUCGACCUCAAGGACAUCAACUUCCGGCCGCAGAUGUCCCAGUUCCUCUGCCUGAAGAAUAUCCGCACCUUCCUCAAAGUCUGCCACGACAAAUUUGGACUAAGAAACAGCGAGCUGUUUGACCCUUUUGACCUCUUUGACGUCCGAGAUUUUGGGAAGGUCAUCUCUGCCGUGUCCAGACUCUCCCUGCACCACGUGGCACAGAACAAAGGGAUCAGGCCCUUUCCCUCGGAGGAGACCGCCGAGAAUGACGACGAUGUCUACCGCAGCCUGGAGGAACUGGCAGACGAGCAUGACCUGGGGGAAGACAUCUACGACUGUGUCCCAUGCGAAGAUGAGGGGGACGACAUCUAUGAGGACAUCAUCAAGGUGGAGGUGCAGAAGCCCAUGAAAAUGGGCAUGUCUGAGGAUGACAAAAGGAACUGCUGCUUACUGGAGAUUCAGGAGACCGAGGCCAAGUACUACCGGACCCUGGAGGACAUCGAGAAGAACUACAUGACCCCCCUGAGGCUGGUGCUGAGCCCGGCGGACAUGGCAGCCAUUUUCAUCAACCUGGAGGACCUAAUCAAGGUGCAUCACAGCUUCCUGCGGGCCAUUGACGUGUCCAUGAUGGCGGGGGGCAGCACACUGGCCAAAGUCUUCCUCGAUUUCAAGGAAAGGCUCCUGAUCUAUGGGGAGUACUGCAGCCACAUGGAGCAUGCCCAGAACACACUCAACCAGCUCCUCGCCAGCCGGGAGGACUUCCGACAGAAAGUCGAGGAAUGCACACUGAAGGUCCAGGACGGAAAGUUCAAGCUUCAAGACCUGCUCGUGGUCCCCAUGCAGAGGGUGCUCAAAUACCACCUCCUUCUGAAGGAACUCCUGAGCCAUUCCACUGACCGGCCCGAGAGGCAGCAGCUUAAAGAAGCGCUGGAAGCCAUGCAGGACUUAGCAAUGUACAUAAACGAAGUUAAACGGGACAAGGAGACCCUGAAGAAAAUCAGCGAAUUUCAGAGUUCUAUAGAAAACUUGCAAGUAAAACUGGAAGAAUAUGGGAGGCCAAAGAUCGAUGGGGAACUGAAGGUCCGGUCCAUAGUCAACCACACCAAGCAAGACAGGUACCUGUUCCUGUUCGACAAGGUGGUCAUUGUCUGCAAGAGGAGAGGCUACAGCUAUGAGCUCAAGGAAGUUAUUGAGCUGCUCUUCCACAAGAUGACCGAUGACCCCAUGAACAAUAAGGACGUCAAGAAGUGGUCCUACGGUUUCUAUUUAAUUCAUCUUCAAGGAAAGCAGGGUUUCCAGUUUUUCUGCAAGACAGAAGACAUGAAGCGGAAGUGGAUGGAGCAGUUUGAGAUGGCCAUGUCAAACAUCAAGCCAGACAAAGCCAACGCCAACCACCACAGUUUCCAGAUGUACACAUUUGACAAAACCACCAACUGCAAAGCCUGCAGGAUGUUCCUCAGGGGCACCUUCUACCAGGGGUACCUGUGCACCAAGUGUGGUGUCGGGGCGCACAAGGAGUGUUUGGAAGUGACGCCUCCCUGUAAGAUCAGUUCUCCUGCAGACCUGGAUGCCUCUGGAGCAGGACCGGGUCCCAAGAUGGUGGCUGUGCAGAAUUACCAUGGUAACCCUGCUCCCCCCGGGAAGCCCGUGCUGACCUUCCAGACGGGUGAUGUGAUCGAGCUGCUGAGAGGCGACCCUGAGUCUCAGUGGUGGGAGGGUCGUCUGGUGCAAACCAGGAAGUCAGGCUACUUUCCUAGCUCGUCAGUGAAGCCCUGCCCUGUGGAUGGAAGGCCGCCCAUCAGCCGGCCGCCGUCCCGGGAGACCGACUACACAGCGUACCCCUGGUUUGCAGGCAACAUGGAGAGGCAGCAGACAGACAACCUGCUCAAAUCACAUGCCAGCGGGACCUACCUAAUCAGGGAGCGGCCGGCCGAGGCAGAGCGCUUUGCCAUAAGCAUCAAGUUCAACGACGAGGUGAAGCACAUCAAGGUGGUGGAGAAAGACAGCUGGAUCCACAUCACAGAAGCGAAGAAAUUUGAAAGCCUCUUGGAGCUGGUGGAGUAUUAUCAGUGCCACUCACUCAAGGAGAGCUUCAAGCAGCUGGACACCACGCUCAAGUACCCCUACAAGUCCAGGGAGCGUGCAGCCCCCAGGGCCUCCAGCCGGUCCCCAGCUUCCUGCGCUUCCUACAACUUUUCUUUUCUCAGUCCUCAGGGCCUCAGCUUUGCUUCUCAGGGCUCCUCCGCUCCCUUCUGGUCAGUGUUCACUCCCCGUGUCAUUGGCACAGCCGUGGCCAGGUACAACUUUGCUGCCCGGGACAUGCGGGAGCUCUCGCUGCGGGAAGGCGAUGUGGUGAAGAUCUAUAGCCGCAUUGGAGGGGACCAGGGCUGGUGGAAAGGCGAGGCCAAUGGACGGAUCGGCUGGUUUCCUUCAACAUAUGUAGAGGAGGAGGGCAUCCAGUGACAGUGACAACGUGGACAGGACUCGUGGAUUUUCUCGGGAGAGUCCAGCUCUGAAAUCUGUCCCUAGCCCUGUGACGCAGAAGGGACGUGCCCGCCAACCUUCAGUCUUCAACAGCCCAUAGGGAUGGGGAGGGUGUUCAAAAUCCUAAAUGCGAACCGGCCCACCGUCAGUCUGCCCCCAGUGACCUGCCCUGGGUACGCUACUUGUACAUAGAGGCGAGCUGGGCCAGCUAUGCCAUGGCUGCCACCACCAGAGCGCCGAGGAGAGGCAGCACCCGUGGUGUUCUGAGCCAGGCUCUGGUGACAGCUGAGGCUAGAGCUCAUCUUGCUCCGUCCCAUUGAGACAGCAUCCAGGAGCCUAGGUUGGAACAGCAGGUGCUGUCCUAGGGAAACCUGGGACAGCAGAAGGGACCCUCCCCCAGCCCCUUCUGCUCAGCCCUACCGCUCAGCCUGCCGCCUUCCUGCUGCUCCCAGGGGGAAGCUUCGGGCCUAGAGAGUCGGAAGGGACCAGAGCCAGGCCGUUUGCUGCAGCCUCUCUCAGCCCCAGCUGUGCUCAGGUGUGGGAGAAGAGAGCAUGGGAAAGGAGUCUGUGCAGCCCCCUUGGCCUCCUCAUGGCCCUGUGCACUAGGGCUGUGCAGAGCCCACCCAGGGCAGGUCCCUCUGUCAGGAGGGAGCCUUAGUGAACGAUGAAGUUGCCCACCCUACCCCACAGUCAUUGGUACUGUUCUUUGCCCUGAAUCCCAGGAGUGUGUCUGUCCUGUCCUGCUGCCAGGUGGAUACACCUUUUGUAAACCCUGAUAUGGGUGAGAAGAAAACAGAGUUUUCCCCUCGCUCAGUCCCUGCUGCUCACAUUCCUCUCUGCGAGGAGUCCCCCAGCCCCCCCCCCACCAGCAGGUGGUUUCUGAGGGUCUCCCCAGCUUUGGCACAGGAUGUUAGUUCUACCCCUCUGCAAGUCUUCCUCCUGUGGCCUGUGAACUGGGCCCAUGGCCAGCUCAAAAUAAGUGCUCUUGGAGGGUGGCCUCACCCCCUAUACUCCCCCCUCCUGACUCCUCCUGGCCUUUGAGCUCUGGCUGCCUUGUCUGUACCCUUCUACUCUGCCUGGAUGUUGCAUGAGACCUAGUGAUGCUGUCUCCCUGAGAGCUCCGUGCCAAAGCUCCUGGAGAAACCCAGGGUACAUGUGUCCCCUGUCUGUCCCUUGGUCAGCUGCCCUGCCCUGUGUAGGAGGAGGGGACCAGGCAAGGCCAGGGGUGGGGAAGGCUAGCCCCUGCUAAGGUGGGUGCUGGUCGCACUCUGCACCGGGGAGUUCCUCUGAAGUCAGCCUUGUGGCCUCCAGGCUCAGCUUACAUGCCCAGUGUCCUGGAAAUGGGGAGGAGGCCAAGGAGGGGUCAGGGAUAGUCAGCAGCAAGGGGAAGAGAAGAGAGAAGGCAGCCUGCAGAAGCUUGAGAAGUUAGGGUGAGCAGGAUCCUGUGUGGGGGCAGAGGGGCAAAGGGGAGGAAAGCAAAGAGCUGGUCUUGGAGAGAGCAGUCCCGAGUCCCCAUCAUUAAGGGGCACCCAGCACUUUGCGUACAAUCCUCGGCUCGGCCGGCCCAGCCAUGAGCCCGGGGUGGGGGGAGAACCAGCCAGCCCCUUUCGUGUUUACUUUCGUCAAAAAGGUUUUUGCUUUUGUUGUUUUAUUUUUGGUUUGGCUUGUUUGUAUUUUAAGGGAAGAAAAUAGUUUGUAAUUAUUUCAUCCAAAGCUCCCAUUAUAUAUCUGUGAAUAGUAAGGAAGAUAUUUUAUAUUAGCAAGAAAAUGAUGUAUAUUUGAGGUCAUCGUGAAACAAGUCAUCACGACAGAGAAGGAUACUGAGGAAGCCAGAAGUCAGAACCCUGGUUUUUGUGAAUGUUUUUGUUUUGUUUUUGUUUGUUUUGAAACAUAUGUUUGGUUUGGUUUG